AUGGACUACCCACUCCCAAAGGGAAUGCACCUCAUCCCCCGAGAAGACCUCGACCUCCGCCCCGACACCGAAAUCGACGCCGAUCUCCAAACCCCACCACCGGUAACAUCUGUCAAGAACAUCUGGUUCUUCUGGCACGCAGGCUACGCCUACAUGCACCCGUACGCAAAGCGCACAGUCCGCGCGUACCAUCGGCGCCUGACCAAAAGGGGCUGGACGAUCCGAGUGAUAGACACGUCUCCAGACUCCAAAUCAAACAUCGCGAAUUUCCUCGACGUCACGGAUCCAACGCUCUUUCCUAAGGCGUUUCGCGAGGGCACGAUCUCAGGCACAUAUAAGCUCCAGCAUACAUCCGACCUCGUGCGCUGGCCGCUCCUCCUGAAAUAUGGCGGCGUGUAUGCGGACGUCGGGAUGAUGCAGAUCGGCGACCUGGAUCGACUCUGGAAUGCGACGAUUGGGGAUCUGGAGUCGCCCUGGGAGGUCCUUUCGUAUAGUCCCACCGGCGACACGAAAUACAGUCUGGCGAAUUACUUUCUCGGUUCGCUGCCCGGUAACCCGCUCUUUGCGCGGUGUCAUGCGCUUCUUAUGGCGCUUUGGGAUUCCGAUGGGGGUAAGACGAAUACGGAUGGGAUGCAUGCGAGUCCGUUGUUGAAGGGGGUGCCGCUUCUGGGUGGGGAGCAUACCAUCACCGAAGAGGACGGAACGUUUAUUGGGCCUGAGGAGGUUCGUCGCUUGCUUUCAGACUACAUUAUCCAGGGCCAGGCCAUUACGGCCGUGAUGGGGCUUGUUGAUGAGGAGGAUAACUGGGACGGACCGGCGUAUAGCGCGGGACAUGUCUACAAUAUCGAGUUCAUGUCCGGGUCGCAGUAUAUCAACGAGUUUACGAAUUGGGACGGGCAGUUGGCGUUUGACUUGAUGUCCCUUCGGCUGCCGAAGAAUGGCGAGAAAGAGAGUGCCGAGCAGAAGAGGGCCAGGGAGAUUGUGGAGGCGUGUCUUACCCGGAGCUUUGGAUUUAAGCUUGCGCAUGGUCUGAUUUUGAGGGUUAACAAGGUUACGCUUGGGUCACUUUGGAGAGAUAACCCCGGAGCAGAUGUGCUCGAGGGCACCUAUGGGGCUUGGCUCAGAUAUGGGAUGGUCUAUUGGCAGCAGAACCACAUCCCCAAGCGGGUUGAACUGCCUAUUCUGGCCCCGAUCAAGGUUGGGAGGUUACUACAGGCAUAG
Messenger RNA from Aspergillus calidoustus, 1221 nucleotides. The record is from the annotation of a GenBank genome assembly. Lineage: Eukaryota; Fungi; Ascomycota; Eurotiomycetes; Eurotiales; Aspergillaceae.